Messenger RNA from Branchiostoma floridae (Florida lancelet), 4957 nucleotides. RefSeq names its product vinculin-like. Gene Ontology annotation, molecular function: structural molecule activity; actin filament binding. Gene Ontology annotation, cellular component: actin cytoskeleton. Gene Ontology annotation, biological process: cell adhesion. The transcript is spliced from 27 exons. Bases 204 to 3242 code for a protein of 1012 amino acids. NCBI's taxonomy places the organism in Eukaryota, Metazoa, Chordata, Leptocardii, Amphioxiformes, Branchiostomatidae. The record is from RefSeq and is a predicted model, not a curated record.
GCCAGCUGGUGACCUCACGUUACCUCCGACCUCUGACCUGACGCUCGUGGGGAGGUGGGCCCACAGGAAGGUCGGCACUCGCAAUCUGCUCAACUGAUUUCCUGUGUUUAUCUUGUGGAACUUCGCAAAACGCAGGAAGUUGCCGAGAAGUGUAGUAGAGAGGAGGCAAGACCAGGAGGGAUAACGGUAUUAUAUUCGUCACCAUGCCGGUGUUUCACACACGGACCAUUGAAAGCAUCUUGGAGCCUGUAGCCCAGCAGGUCUCCCAACUGGUGAUUCUCCAUGAAGAGGCUGAAGAUGGCAACGCCAUGCCAGACCUGGCCCGGCCAGUCCAGGCUGUGUGUGCCGCUGUACAGAACCUGGUCAAGGUUGCGAAGGAGACAGCAGAAACCAGCCAGGAUGUGAUCCUGAAGCAGGAGAUGCCCAUCGCCUACACCCGGGUGGAGGAGGCCUCACACCUGCUGGUGGACGCCUCUGACAUGCUGCGGGCAGACCCGUACUCCAGACCGGCCAGGGAGAAGCUCAUAGAUGGUGCUCGAGGAAUUCUGUCUGGGACCUCCCAGUUGUUGCUGACGUUUGAUGAGGCAGAGGUGCGUAAGAUCAUCAGGGUGUGUAAGAGUGUGCUGGAGUACCUGGCCAUCGCUGAGGUGGUGGAGACUAUGGAAGACCUGGUCACUUUUGUCAAGAACCUGACCCCUGGUAUGACGGGGAUGUCUAAGAUGGUGGAUGCCCGUUCUAAGGAGCUGACCCACCAGCAGCACAGGGAGAGCCUGGCCCACUCCCUCCAGGUGGUGAAGGACCUCACACCUGUCCUCAUCUCCGGCAUCAAGAUCUUUGUCACCACUAGGAGACCACAAGAUGGUAAGGGAAUCCCAGAGGCCAUUGAGAACCGUAACUACGUUGUGAACAAGAUGUCUGCAGAGAUCAGCGAGAUCAUCCGCGUCCUGCAGCUGACGACGUAUGACGAGGACAGCUAUGAUGCUGACGACAUGACAGUGAUGAAGAAGGCCCUGGCCAGCUUCAUGGCUCGUCUGAACCAGGCCAGGGAGUGGCUACAGAACCCCAACUCAGAAGCCGGGUCUCUGGGUGAAAGAUCACUGAGACAAAUCAUUGAAGAUGCCCGGAGGAUCGGCGAGCGAUGUGUUGGGCCGGAGAGAGAUGAAAUCCUCAGGCUGUGCAGUGAGCUGACAGCCAUGGUGGACCAGCUGUCGGACUUCAAGGCCAAGGGAAUGGGAAACUCUCCAGAAGCUAUCAACCUGUCCAGGCAGAUCAUUGACCGGCUGUUGGACAUGGACAAGCGUGUGCAGCAGGCAGUGUCCAACUUCCAGCAGAGCGGCAUCAGGAAGCCAGCCCCCACCAUCGCUGGCAAGAUGGAACAGGCCAUGAGGUGGCUGAGUGCACCCACCAUGGAUGACAAGGGAUUAGGACAACAAGCGGUGCAUGAGCUGGUGAGGGAGGGGAGGAAGCUGGCGCAGACCUGCCAGGAGCCGGACAAGUCCGACCUGCUGAGGAAGUGUGACUCUGUGGAGAGGCUAGCCAGGCAGCUGGCCGACCUCGUCAACCAGGGCAAGGGAGACAGCCCAGAGGCCCAGGAGCUGGCCCGUACUGUGCAGGAGAAGUUGAAUGACCUGAGGAAGAAGAUGGACGAGACUCUGGUGAAGCAGAUUGCAGACGUGUUCCUGGACACCACAUCUGCACUUAAGCAGCUCAAUAAUGCUGCCCAUGCUCCUGCAGAUGCCCCCAACCGAGAGCCAGAAUUCGGCAACAAGGCAGGGAACUUUGACCAGCACUCUGCCCUGUUGACCCAGACUGCUGGGCGUGUGGCUGAUGCUGGCAGCUGUCAGAACAAGAAGACAGUGGAGGGCAUCAAGAGCACUGCUGGUGUGAUCCGAGACCUGACCCCACAAAUCAUCCAUGCUGGAAAGAUCCUGCUGGACAACCCAGACAAUCAGUCUAGCGGGUUCAACCUCCACCGAGCCGCCUCAGAGCACUUUGAACUCCUGAAGAGGGAGUGGAUGAACAACAUGGACAAGCUGACAUCUCUUGUGGAUGAUGCAGUGGACACUGUUGCAUUCAUCAAAGCCUGUGAGGAGGCCAUCGCCCGUGACAGUGAAAUGGUGAAAGUUGCCAUCAAGAAUGUGCAAGUACAGAGCGUGGUGAAUGGUGCCUCCAACAUCGCCCGCCGUGCCAACCGUGUGCUGAUGGUGGCCAAGAGGGAAGCCGACAACUCUGAGGACCCCAAGUUUGUGGACAGGGUGAACGAUGCAUCCGACACACUGGCAAGAUCUAUCAGCCCCAUGGUGGUGGAUGCCAAGUCUGUGGCCAGCAACCCCAAGGAUGCAAACUCCCAAGGGAGAUACUUUGACUCCAACACAAAGGAGAGUGCACAAAGGUUACCAGGGGAAAUGGAUACGUUGAGAGAUGCUGUUGCUGGUGUCCGUGAAGCUGUCACGGUUGUGGAUGAAGCUGCCCUGGCUGCAGCACAGGAGGCUGCCUUCCCACCACCACCUGACCUGAGCCAGCUCAAGCUGGGAGAUGCAGCACCACCAAGACCACCACUGCCAGAGCAUGAGACACCCCCUCCCAGACCACCACCCCCAGAGGAGGAGGAGGAGGAGAUCGCUUUCCCCACCCCCAAACCCAACCAGCCCAUCAUGACGGAUUCAGAAGAUGAAGAGAUGGCUUUCCCCGUAGAUCCCAAUGCCAACGAGAAAAUCAUGGUUGCAGCCCAUCAGCUUCACUUGGAAGCCCAGAAGUGGUCCAGCAAGGGCAACGAGAUUGUUGCAGCAGCCAAGAAGAUGGCGCUUCUUAUGGCAGAGAUGAGUCGCCUGGUCAGAGGUGAAGGCGGUAACAAGAGAGACCUUAUCCGAGUUGCAAAGGAGAUCGCUUUGGUCGCUGACGAGGUCACGCGAUUGGCCAAGGAAGUUGCCAAACAGUGCACAGACAAGAGGAUACGAACGAACCUACUGCAGGUUUGUGAGCGUAUCCCCACCAUCAGCACACAGCUGAAGAUCCUGUCCACAGUCAAGGCCACUAUGAUCGGACAGUCAACUCCAGAUUCCAAUACAGAUGUAGACAGUGAAGAAGUGGACCAGGCAACAGAGAUGUUGGUCCACAACGCUCAGAACCUCAUGCAGUCCGUGAAGGAGACCGUACGCGAGGCCGAGGCGGCCUCCAUCAAGAUCCGCACAGACGCAGGCAUCACGCUUCGCUGGGUUCGGAAGAAGCCAUGGUACCAGUGAAGUCCUUCUGUCUGACCUGAUGUGAACUUGUGAAACAGGAGUCCUAGGGGGAGGGGGGCACCUGCAGAGUUUGAUGUACUUACUGUUACCAUUGUGAGAUCAUUCAAUCAAUAUCUUUCAAUCACAAAGAGAGAGAAGAAUGUUGAGUAUGGUGCCCCCUAGCCCUCCUCUUGGAUUCCUGUUAGCUAACCAAUGACAUGGUGCUCAGGCAUGCAUAACGCAUGCACACUGCAACUUGAACUGUGACUAGUACUCAUGUUUUGAAAUUUGCUGUGUUGAGACUUAUACUGAUCAUUCUGACCAAAGUACUGUAAGGAUACCCAUUAUCAUGCAUUUUGCCACUCUUCUCAGAGAAUGCUCAGCAUCGUACUAAUAACUAUUCAAAAGUUUCAGGCAUGUUUUUAUAAAUGAAUUAUCACUCACAUGACCUGUAUCUCACUUACCUUUAUUUGCACUGGUAGGCAAUAAGAAUAGGAAUGCAUUGUUCCUUUUAGAUAGAUGGUCUGAAAAUGGUCAAAUCAUUGUUCUAAUGAUUACUAGUACAUGACAAACAUAAUUUUGCAUAAGACCCUUAGUCCUUUUGUGGCUAAGAUUGACAUGUUUUUUGUAAAACAUCAAAUUUUAUAUGACUCUUUAAAAAUGUAAUUCUUCCAUCAAUUAUUAAACACAUAAGCAAAAGGAGACAGGGCAUGUCUUCCUAUGAAAUUUCAAUGUUAUUUUGGGGAUGUCUCAAACAAAUCAGAGCUUAAGUAUUUCUUCAUGUAACUCUAAAAUGAUUCAUGAUGAUAUAGUAACUAUAGUAAAUGUGAUAUGCUUAGGAGUGCAAACAGUAGUGGUAGCAUUGCAGAAAAUCAUCAAUCUGAUGAUUGCAUUGCAGAUGAUAGCAUUGCAGAAAAUCAUCAGUCUGAUGAUUUUAUUUUUGACAAGGUUUGCCAUAAUAUAUGCGGUAAAAUGCUAGUACUUGUAUCUAUAUCUUUAUCUAGAUGCCUCUAUGUACAGAUAUAUAGAAAUAGCUAGCUUCAACAAACUGAGAAAUAUGUACAACUCAAAGGUAGUGUUUUAUAUUUACUAUCCUAUAGGCAAUAUUCAAAGAACUCAGAUAUUUUUAUAGACACUGCCUAGAACGUUGAUAGGUUGAAUGAGUCAAGUAUUGUUUAAAAAAAUAUGCAUUGUUUAUUGCAUUAAAUCCAGCAAGGACACUUUUCAGUGAAGUUAAAACAGUAUGCCAUCAAAAGUAUGGCUACCAUGAUACUAUACAUGUCAUGUACAUGUAUAUGCAUACAGUCAGUACCCCUUUUGGACAGUUGGACAUUAAACUUUCAACAGGGUUUGUGAGACAAAAAGUUAAUUAUGGUAAGCUGAAAGUUCACAAGGCAGCAAAGUGAUUUCUUGCAUGUAGCAUGUGUUUUCUAUGAGUUAUUAAGGAUUAUAUGAGAUGCUCUUGAUCUUCAGAUGUUACUUGCUUGUUAAAGUUCUAUUUGCAAAUAUUGGAUUAGAAAUAGAUUGCAUUGACCACUUUGUUUUGCAUAUAUCUACAUCAGAUUGCUAAGUUGUGUGUAUUCUAAGCUCAUAGAUAUUCCAAUUUAUUUAGUGUUAUAAUGUCAAAUUUUCUGUUUCUACAACAGGAAUUGUGCCUUAUGCAAUGAUGUGUUUAAGAAAGAAAUGAAUGCUGCACUUGGGUAGACUGACAAAUAAAAGAGAGAGAGCUUGCUUUA